UUCAGACUUUUAAAACCAUAUCAGACCUAAAGUCUUGUACUUUUGUAAUAGGCCUACAUUAUAUGUAAAAUAAUUCAGGAAGUUAGUUAACAUUAAUUUAUCAUAUUUUUUUCACAUAUUUAAAUGUGGUUAUCACCUUAAUAUGUAAUGUUUAGCAAACACAAAAUCAAUCAAUCAAUCAAUCAAUCAGUCUUGUGCAUUUUAAAUCGCUUCAACCACCCAUUACAACUGACUUGUCUCAAAAGUUAUAUGAAGUGUCAUUGACUCGAUGAGGUAAUUUGGAUGAUUCAGCGGCAGAACUUUGCAACUUUAAUAAUAAUUAUAAUAUAAUUCAGUUGUUAUUUGUUGCCAUUUGUCAUUUAUCGUUUGCAACGUGUUAUUGUUUACAGUAUUUUCUGUCCGUAAUUUCUGCACCAACGAAUGUUGGUGUGGAUCACACAGACUCAGCGGUGUGGACAUAAACCAAUCACAAAGCGAGAACUUCUCAAGCGAGGCGCACCAGCGCGUGAAUGUGGGUCAUUCCACGCGCUCAGCACCGGGAACGGACGCAGGUUUCCCAACUUGCCAACAUGGGACAGAGCCGGAUAUCGGACAGGUCAUUUCCAAAGAAUAUCCUAAAACAAGGCAAAUGGCCAUUAUGAAGAGCUUUGGUGAUAUGCGAUAUUAACGGACAUGUUCUUAGAGAUGGAGAACGGCACAAACCACACGCAGGACCGCGCGCACGGAGCGCAGGAGCAAGAGGAUGGGGACGGGCAGAACAGCGUGCGAGCUUUGCUGGGUUUCGUGCUCUUCCUCCUCAUCGUCUCCACACUGCUCGGGAACACGCUCGUGUGCGCCGCCGUGGUCAAAUUCAGGCACCUGCGCUCCAAAGUGACCAACUUUUUCGUUAUUUCUCUAGCGGUUUCGGAUCUCUUCGUGGCCGUUCUGGUGAUGCCGUGGGAGGCGAUAUCCGCGGUGGCGGGCACGUGGCUCUUCGGCCGGUUUUGCGCCAUCUGGAUCGCCUUUGACAUCAUGUGCUCCACCGCGUCCAUCCUCAACCUGUGCAUCAUCAGCGUGGACCGCUACUGGGCCAUCGCGAGCCCGUUCCGAUACGAGCGCAAGAUGACCCACCGGGUGGCUUUCAUGAUGAUCGGGGUGGCGUGGACCUUGUCCAUCCUCAUCUCCUUCAUCCCAGUUCAGCUCAACUGGCACAUGGCUGAGGAAGAUGAGGAGGGCACAGCGGGUAACGGCACCGACUACAGCGACAACUGCAAAGCCAACCUAAACCGGACGUAUGCAAUCUCGUCUUCGCUGAUAAGUUUCUACAUCCCCGUGAUCAUCAUGAUCGCCACGUACACGAGGAUAUUCCGUAUUGCGCAAACACAGAUCCGCAGGAUCUCCUCUUUGGAGAGGGCAGCGGAGCACGCGCAAAACCACCACCAGUCCAACGACUGUUCCAACGAGAACUCACUGAAAACCACUUUCAAGAAAGAGACCAAAGUUUUAAAAACACUCUCGAUCAUCAUGGGGGUCUUUGUGUUCUGCUGGCUGCCGUUUUUCGUGCUCAACUGCAUGGUGCCCUUCUGCCAGUGCGUGAGUGACACUACCUUCACCAUCUUCGUGUGGUUCGGAUGGGCCAAUUCCUCCCUCAAUCCCGUCAUCUACGCGUUUAACGCGGACUUCAGGAAGGCGUUCUCCUCGAUUCUGGGUUGCAAUAAAAUUUUUCCCAGCACAAACGUGGAGACGGUGAAUUUCAGUAACGAGCUGGUGUCUUAUCACCACGACACGACACUUCAGAAGGAAGCGCAGCCGCUGGCCGUCCAGAUCCCGAACCCUCGAGAGGAGCCGGGUCUCCCGUUCGAUAAGGAUUCGGUUACCUCGAACGUGUCCCGGAAUCACAAAAACAUGCACUUGCCCAACAUCGUACAGUUUGAGUGCGACGGGGAGAUUUCCCUGGACACUAUCACACCAUUCACCUCCACGGGACUCAUGGAGUGCGAGGGAAUCCCAGGUCAAAUUAUCACUGAAUGACUCAGGGAGUUUUUUGAGGUUGCCAAGGGUUUUACCGCCCCAAAGAAAGCCAAAACAAGCUGUUGGAGUCUUACAAAGUACAUUGAACAAGUUUAAUUACAUAUCACACAGGAAAAAGCAUUUCAAACAGCUUUUCGGUAACCAAAAAAGCAUUUUAGCCUGCCACAAGACGACGUUUGCUCGAGCGCUUACAGUAUUAAAGGGUACAUCGACAAAAUUGGCUAUAGCCUUCUGUUGUAGUUCAUCGUUUCAUAACACAUUUUUUACAAACAUAAAACAAACUUGGGGACGUUAACAUUUGCUCGAGACAUACCUAGCCCAUGAAUUCUUAAGUGAUCCCCUGAAAGUCACGGCAUAUUCAGCACGCUAAAGGCUUUUAGAGUGAUUUUAUUCACUCUUUGAUUGAACAAACAAACACAGAUAUUGGCUGCUUGUCUGUUUUUGUUUGUUUUAGUUGUUGUUGCUACUGGAAACUUGAAUUUCCCUAGCGGAUGAAUAAAAUCUAUCUAUCUAUUGACGCUGGUGGAAUGAUAAACUCAAAUCCGAAGUGGGUCCCUUAUUGACCUCGGUGGCUUUCUUAAAAGAAAAUACAUAUCCUGUUUCAUCUUUAUUUUAAGCGUAAUUUAAUAAUGCAAAUG
This is a messenger RNA of Megalobrama amblycephala (Wuchang bream), 2648 nucleotides long. Its product is annotated as D(1C) dopamine receptor. Gene Ontology annotation, molecular function: G protein-coupled receptor activity. Lineage: Eukaryota; Metazoa; Chordata; Actinopteri; Cypriniformes; Xenocyprididae. The record is from RefSeq and is a predicted model, not a curated record. Gene Ontology annotation, biological process: adenylate cyclase-activating adrenergic receptor signaling pathway. The transcript has a single exon. Bases 673 to 2010 code for a protein of 445 amino acids. Gene Ontology annotation, cellular component: membrane.